GUGUGCGAUUGCUGCGAAGUUUAAUUUCCAUUUUGGGUCUGGUGGGGCACCAACCGGCUCAAGGCCAUGAAUAAACGCGACUUCCCGAGCACUUCCCAUUCCUUCAUAGCAUCCUUCCGCCCUUGCAACGAGUCAGCUCCACCUCGACAAUCAUGUCCUCACGCUACAGCUUUCCUCCACCUGGAGGUACACCCAACGCCAACGGCCCCAACCCACUCCGCCCAUACUACACCGGCUCGGACUCGCCCUUGCAGUCAUACUACAACAACACGCUCUCAUCGACAACUCUGGAAGAUGAUCUCGCCUCACAGAACGAGAUUAGCUCACAGGCUGCAGCGAAGGAGCUCGCCAGCUAUGGACUACUCAAGUACGGAACCUUGGCAAUAGCGGCGCCUUUCGAGGCCGGUCAAACCCUCCUGCAGGUCCAGUAUCUGCCUAACGACGACGGCUUUAACGGCGAUGACGAGGACCUUGCUGAGCAGGCGAAACGCGAGGAGGAGCAACGGAGAGCUCGCGAGGAGCAAGCAGAACGGGAGUACUACGAACGCACAGGCAUUCUUUCUUCCAGUUCAGGAAGCUACUACUCCAAUCAGUAUGGCAACCUCAACAGCAGCAGCACCGGCAACUUGGGUCACGACGGCUAUGUGCCUACUCGCUCUAGGUACGAGGAGACAACGAUUUCUCAGUCCACUUCAGGAUCAUCGGGAUAUGCUUUCAGAAGAAGUGUUUACGAUGAGGAAAGUCGACCUGCUUAUCAGCUGCCGCCCAUUGAGGGAGGUGUCUGGAAGGCGGUCACCGACCUUGGAAAACACUCAACCGAGGGAUGGUUGUGUCUCUGGAAGGGUCAAUAUACCAACUGGAUCUAUGAAAUGCUGCACCUCUUUGCCCAGCCAACAUUGGAGGCGACUUUGAACGACACCUUUGAUCUUUACGACGACACAAUUCCUUUGGUGCACUUGGAUAACGUCGGACCUAACAUUGCCACCAUGGUGACCAGCCAUCUUGUCGUUGGAUUCAUCCUCUCGCCCCUGGAGCUUGUUCGCACGCGAUUAAUUGUGCAGACUGCAAACCCGCUGCAGCGCAAGUACAGCGGCAUGAUCAAUUGUAUCACGACCAUCAUCCAGGAGGAGGGCGUGUCAGCAUUAUGGGGAGGCAUCAACUUGUUCCCAACCCUCAUCUACCACAUGUUGACGCCACUUCUCUCCAACUCGAUUCCAUUGAUCAUCGACAGAGUCCUCAAAUUAUCUGCUGCGGACUCUCCGGUCCUCUACUCGCUGGCGGAAUUGGGCUUGAACACAGUUGAACUUUUGAUCCGUCUGCCGAUCGAGACUGUUCGAAAGCGUCUUCAGAUCCAAAUCCAGUACAAGGACGGCAAGCGUACUCCUGGAUCCAAGAAACUCCGCACCGUUGUUGAGACACGCAAGAGACCCUACUAUGGAAUGGUGGAUUGUGUGUACAGGAUCGUCAAGGAGGAAGGAGGACAUCAUAAGCGGAUUUCAAGGACGGUCAAGAACGCGGAUGGGCAGGUGGUGACAACGACUGUGACACAUAGACCGUGGUAUUCUGCCUGGGGUGUCCGUGGCCUGUACACGGGCUUGGGCAUGCAUCUGACGACCAACGUGGCACUAUUCGCUAUCGGUGCGGUGACCAAUCUCCAAGACGAGGGCGACGACUGGUGAAGCAAUGCCGCUGAGCAUAUGAUAAACCCUUUUAGAAUCAAUUACAUGAUAAAUAAUAAAUGGACAGUUGCAAGUGUAAUG
This is a messenger RNA of Gamsiella multidivaricata, 1760 nucleotides long. RefSeq names its product mitochondrial carrier domain-containing protein. The transcript is spliced from 4 exons. The coding region runs from base 153 to 1679 and encodes 508 amino acids. NCBI's taxonomy places the organism in Eukaryota, Fungi, Mortierellomycota, Mortierellomycetes, Mortierellales, Mortierellaceae. The record is from RefSeq and is a predicted model, not a curated record.